This is a messenger RNA of Acaulospora colombiana, 129 nucleotides long. The record is from the annotation of a GenBank genome assembly. Lineage: Eukaryota; Fungi; Glomeromycota; Glomeromycetes; Diversisporales; Acaulosporaceae.
GGGUGGCUAUUAUUACUAGAAGCUGGCGGGUUCUGCACGGCUAUUGACCCUGAGCGCAGCCUGUAUGCCCGACUCGAUAGUGACAUGGACGACGAGGGAGAGGGCCCAGCAAGAGGAAAGGACUGGUAG